GGUGAGUGACCGACAGUAACCUCAGAAUCACGCCACCGGCUGAUGCUGCUGUCACCGGAGGAACCGCCAUCCCCUCCCCUCAUCAUCCAGCGAAAACGAGCAGCCUGGACGGCGAUUCCCUGUCGAAUUCAGAAUUCCUCGGAUUGUUUAAGCCGGCCCUGGUUUCUGCCUGGCAGUGCACAUUGUUUGCAGCAGCAAUGUCAGAUCAGGAUCCAGCAGCCACACUUCCAGACCUGCAGCCGAUCUGCCAGCACUCCAAGUUCAUCAUUGGCUCCGUGUCCGAGGACAACUCUGAGGAUGAGAUUGGAGCGAGCAGCAUCAAAUCAGAUAUUUUGGAAGACAAGGAACGAUCGUUAUCACCCUCUUCUAUAAACUCCGACAGCUUGUCUGACCUGGGUCUGAGUCAUGAUAGCCUUGCGGUACAGAUGAGGCCAAGCAUGUCAGGAUUGCACUUGAUGAGGCAAGGAAGAGACAGAAAGAAGUUUGAGUUACAGAGGGAUUUCACGGUGGCCUCACCAGCUGAGUUUGUAACUCGAUUUGGAGGCAAUAAAGUUAUUGAAAAGGUACUGAUUGCCAAUAAUGGGAUUGCAGCAGUGAAGUGUAUGAGGUCUAUACGACGCUGGUCUUAUGAGAUGUUCAGGAAUGAGCGUGCAAUACGAUUUGUCGUUAUGGUAACUCCGGAAGACUUAAAAGCUAAUGCAGAGUAUAUUAAAAUGGCAGAUCACUAUGUUCCUGUACCUGGAGGACCAAAUAACAACAACUAUGCAAAUGUUGAGCUGAUACUAGACAUUGCAAAGCGCAUUCCAGUCCAGGCAGUCUGGGCAGGCUGGGGUCAUGCAUCUGAAAACCCCAAAUUACCAGAACUUCUUCAUAAACAUGGCAUUGCUUUCAUGGGUCCUCCAAGUCUAGCUAUGUGGGCACUCGGUGAUAAAAUUGCCUCUUCUAUAGUUGCACAGACUGCAGGAAUCCCUACCCUCCCUUGGAGUGGCAGUGGGCUGACGAUAGAGUGGACUGAAACGGAACCACGGAAACUAAUUGUGAACGUUCCAUCUGAGCUGUAUGAGAAAGGCUGCAUUGCAGAUGUGGAGAGUGGUAUGAAGGCUGCAGAAGAUAUAGGCUAUCCAGUGAUGAUCAAGGCUUCUGAAGGAGGAGGUGGCAAAGGAAUAAGAAAAGUGAAUACAGCUGAGGAUUUUCCAAAUCUUUUCAGGCAGGUACAAACAGAGGUCCCUGGUUCUCCAAUUUUUGUAAUGAGGCUUGCCAAACAUGCACGCCAUCUUGAAGUCCAAAUCCUUGCUGAUCAUUAUGGCAAUGCGAUUUCCCUAUUUGGCCGUGAUUGCUCAGUUCAGCGUCGACACCAGAAGAUUAUAGAGGAAGCUCCAGCAACAAUUGCUACCUCAUCAGUGUUUGACAACAUGGAGAAGUGUGCAGUGAAGCUAGCAAAAAUGGUGGGCUAUGCAAGUGCAGGCACAGUGGAAUAUCUGUACAGUCAAGACGGAAGUUUUUACUUUCUGGAAUUAAACCCUAGGCUUCAAGUGGAACAUCCCUGUACUGAAAUGGUGGCAGAUGUAAACUUGCCUUCUGCACAAUUGCAGAUUGCAAUGGGAAUCCCUCUACACAGAAUCAAGGAUAUUCGGAUGCUGUAUGGAGUUGCCCCAUGGGGGGAUUCACCAAUUGAUUUUGAGAAUUCAGCAAACAUUCCUUGCCCACGUGGUCAUGUGAUAGCUGCUCGUAUCACCAGCGAGAAUCCAGAUGAGGGUUUCAAGCCAAGCUCUGGCACUGUGCAGGAGUUGAAUUUCCGCAGCAGUAAGAACGUCUGGGGUUAUUUCAGUGUGGCAGCAGCAGGAGGCCUCCAUGAGUUUGCAGACUCUCAAUUUGGACAUUGCUUCUCAUGGGGUGAAAACAGAGAAGAAGCCAUCUCGAACAUGGUGGUGGCACUGAAGGAACUGUCCAUUCGUGGUGAUUUCAGAACAACUGUGGAAUACCUCAUCAGAUUAUUGGAAACUGAAAGCUUCCAACAGAACAGCAUUGAUACUGGCUGGCUGGAUCGGCUCAUUGCAGAGAAAGUCCAGGCUGAGAGGCCAGACACCAUGUUGGGGAUUGUGUGCGGAGCUCUGCAUGUUGCAGAUAAAUCCUUCAGAAACAGUGUCUCUAAUUUUCUUCAUUCACUGGAGAGGGGUCAAGUCUUACCAGCUCAUACUCUUCUGAACACAGUGGAUGGGGAACUCAUCUACGAAGGCGUGAAAUAUGUGCUAAAGGUUACACGGCAGUCGCCUAAUUGCUAUGUAGUUAUAAUGAAUAACUCGUUUGUGGAGGUGGAUGUUCAUCGGCUGAGUGAUGGUGGCUUGCUGUUGUCUUACCAUGGCAGCAGCUACACUUCGUACAUGAAAGAGGAAGUGGACAGGUACCGUGUUACAAUUGGCAACAAGACUUGUGUAUUUGAAAAGGAAAAUGACCCCUCACUGUUACGUUCACCCUCAGCAGGAAAACUGAUCCAAUACACUGUAGAAGAUGGUGGCCAUGUUUUUGCAGAUCACUGCUUUGCUGAAAUUGAGGUGAUGAAGAUGGUGAUGACAUUGGUUGCUCAGGCUUCAGGCUGUAUUCACUAUGUGAAAAGACCAGGAGCUGUCCUUGAACCGGGUUGUGUGAUUGCCAAACUGCAGCUAGAUGAUCCAAGCAGGGUGCAGCAGGCUGAAUUAUUCACAGGACCACUAGUCAGGAACCAGAGCUCGGCCCUCCAAGGAGAGAAGCCCCACCGCAUCUUCCAUUACGUUCUGGAUAACCUGGGAAACAUCAUGAAUGGUUUCUGCCUACCAGAAGCCUACUUUGAUAUAAAGGUGAAGGACUGGGUAGAAAGAUUAAUGCAGACCCUGCGGGAUCCUUCCCUCCCUCUCCUGGAGCUGCAGGAUAUUAUGACCAGCGUUUCUGGAAGAAUCCCCCAAGCAGUGGAGAAGGCUAUCAAAAAGGAGAUGGCACAGUAUGCAAGCAACAUCACUUCAGUGCUCUGCCAAUUCCCCAGCCAACAGAUUGCCAAUAUAUUAGACAGCCAUGCUGCAACAUUAAACAGGAAGUCUGAGCGGGAAGUUUUCUUCAUGAACACGCAAAGCAUAGUUCAGCUGGUACAGAGGUAUCGCAGUGGAAUCCGGGGUCACAUGAAGGCUGUUGUCAUGGAUCUCCUUAGACAGUAUCUGAAGGUGGAGACAGAAUUCCAGCAAGGCCAUUAUGAGAAAUGUGUCUUUACUCUUCGAGAGGACCAUAAAGGAGACAUGACUACAGUCCUGAACUACAUCUUCUCCCACGCCCAAGUCACCAAGAAGAACCUUCUUGUUACAAUGCUUAUUGACCAGUUGUGUGGACGGGAUCCAACCCUGACUGAUGAACUGAUUACCAUUUUAACUGAGUUGACACAGCUUAGUAAGACCACCAACGCUAAAGUGGCUCUCCGAGCACGGCAGGUUCUGAUUGCAUCACACCUGCCGUCUUAUGAGCUCCGUCACAACCAGGUGGAAUCCAUUUUCUUAUCGGCCAUUGAUAUGUAUGGGCAUCAGUUCUGCAUCGAAAAUCUUCAGAAACUCAUCCUCUCAGAGACCUCCAUCUUUGAUGUUCUUCCCAAUUUUUUCUAUCAUAGUAACCAAGUGGUGAGAAUGGCAGCACUGGAGGUAUAUGUUAGAAGGGCGUACAUCGCAUAUGAGUUGAAUAGUGUUCAGCAUCGUCAGCUCCAAGAUGGAACCUGCAUUGUAGAGUUUCAGUUCAUGUUGCCAACAUCCCAUCCCAACAGAGGGAACAUCCCCACCUUAAACAGGAUGUCUUUCUCAUCCAACUUGAACCAUUAUGGGAUGUUUCAUGUUGCUAGUGUGAGUGAUGUCCUGCUCGAUGCUGCUUUUACUCCACCGUGCCAGCGCAUGGGGGCAAUGGUCGCCUUCCGCACCUUUGAGGACUUUGUGAGGAACUUUCAAGAUGUGACAAGUUGCUUUUCUGACUCACCUCCUCCAAGCCCCACUUUUCCUGAAUCAGGACAUGCCUCACUGUAUGAUGAAGAUGACAAUAAAAGUACAAGAGAUGAGCCUAUUCAUAUUCUGAAUGUGGCUAUCAAGAUUGAUAAUGAUACUGAUGAUGAUGCCCUGGUGAUAAUGUUUGGGGAAUUCAUGCACUCCAUGAGAUCAAUUCUGUUUGACCAUGGCAUCCGUCGUCUGACCUUUCUUGUAGCUCAGAAGGAUUUCCGGAAACAGUGCAAUUAUGAGGUGGAUCGGAGAUUCCAUAGAGAGUUUCCAAAGUUCUUCACUUUCCGCUCAAGAGACAAGUUUCAGGAAGACCGGAUCUACCGACAUCUGGAGCCUGCCCUGGCUUUCCAGCUGGAGCUAAAUCGGAUGCGUAAUUUUGAUCUUACCGCAAUGCCAUGUGCCAAUCACAAAAUGCACCUAUAUUUAGGUGCAGCCAAGGUGGAGGCUGGUAUUGAGGUGACUGACUAUCGGUUCUUUGUACGAGCGAUAAUUCGACAUUCGGACUUGGUCACAAAGGAAGCCUCAUUUGAAUAUCUGCAGAACGAGGGAGAGCGUUUGUUGUUGGAAGCUAUGGAUGAGCUGGAAGUAGCAUUUAACAAUACUAACGUUCGAACAGACUGCAACCAUAUCUUCCUCAACUUUGUUCCCACUGUUAUCAUGGAUCCUUCAAAGAUAGAAGAGUCUGUGCGUAGUAUGGUGAUGCGAUAUGGCAGUCGUCUUUGGAAAUUGCGUGUGCUUCAGGCGGAGUUGAAAAUAAAUAUUCGCUUGACACCUACUGGAAAAGCCAUUCCCAUCAGGCUGUUCCUGACCAAUGAGUCAGGGUAUUAUUUGGAUAUCAGUCUGUACAAGGAGGUGACAAAUUCCAGGACUGGACAGAUCAUGUUUCAGGCCUAUGGGGAUAAACAGGGACCAUUACAUGGAAUGCUGAUCAACACACCCUAUGUUACCAAAGACCUUCUGCAAUCCAAAAGGUUUCAAGCCCAGUCUCUUGGAACAACAUACGUAUAUGACUUGCCUGAAAUGUUCCGACAGUCUUUAAUCAAACUGUGGACCUCUAUGGAAGUGCAGGCCUAUUUACCGUCCCCACCUGAAGAGCUGUUAACAUUCACCGAGCUGGUGUUGGACAGUCAAGGUCAGCUCGUACAGUUGAACAGACUACCUGGAGGCAAUGAGAUUGGUAUGGUGGCCUGGAAGAUGCACUUAAAGUCGCCAGAAUGUCCGGAUGGCCGUGACAUCAUUGUCAUAAGCAAUGACAUCACUCACAAGAUUGGAUCAUUUGGGCCCCAGGAGGAUCUCUUGUUCCUGAGAGCCUCUGAACUUGCCAGAUCCAAAGGCAUACCACGUAUUUACAUAGCAGCAAACAGUGGAGCAAGGAUCGGAUUGGCAGAAGAAAUUCGACACAUGUUCCAUGUGGCCUGGGAAGACCCUGCUGAUCCAUAUAAGGGUUACAAGUAUCUCUACCUCACACCUCAGGAUUAUAAAAAAGUCAGUGCACUGAAUUCAGUGCACUGUGAACAUGUUGAAGAUGAAGGAGAGUCCAGGUACAAAAUAACAGAUAUCAUCGGUAAAGAAGAGGGCCUGGGAGUUGAAAAUCUCCGAGGAUCGGGAAUGAUAGCAGGAGAAUCAUCCUUAGCAUAUGAAGAAAUUAUCACCAUGAAUUUGGUGACGUGCCGUGCAAUUGGUAUUGGUGCAUACCUUGUACGGCUGGGACAGAGGACUAUCCAAGUGGAAAACUCGCACAUCAUUUUGACUGGAGCUGGAGCCUUGAACAAGGUACUUGGCCGUGAGGUAUACACGUCUAACAACCAAUUGGGAGGUGUCCAGAUCAUGCAUAAUAAUGGUGUGACUCACACAACUGUGUACGAUGACUUUGAGGGGGUUGUUAUCAUCCUUCAGUGGCUAUCCUACAUGCCGAAGAAUGUGUCAAGUUCAGUGCCCAUCCUCAAGCCUAAGGAUCCCAUUGAUCGAACAAUUGAAUUUGUCCCGACUAAAACACCUUAUGACCCUCGGUGGAUACUUGCUGGAAGACCUCACCCAACACAAAAAGGACAAUGGCAGAGUGGCUUCUUUGACUAUGGAUCCUUCAUGGAGAUCAUGCAGCCUUGGGCACAGACAGUGGUGGUGGGAAGAGCCAGGUUGGGAGGAAUACCCGUGGGAGUGGUUGCUGUGGAAACCAGGUCUGUAGAGUUAUCAAUCCCGGCAGACCCUGCAAAUCUAGAUUCUGAAGCUAAGAUAAUCCAGCAAGCCGGUCAGGUGUGGUUCCCCGACUCUGCCUUCAAAACUGCGCAAGCUAUUAAGGACCUGAACCGAGAAGGUCUUCCACUGAUGGUCUUUGCCAAUUGGCGAGGUUUCUCUGGUGGAAUGAAAGACAUGUAUGAUCAAGUGCUAAAGUUUGGUGCAUGCAUCGUCGAUGGGUUGCGAGAGUAUAAGCAGCCCAUGCUUGUGUAUAUCCCUCCGAAUGCAGAACUGAGAGGAGGUUCAUGGGUAGUCAUUGACCCUACUAUCAAUCCCAGGCACAUGGAGAUGUAUGCAGACAAGGAGAGCAGAGGUGGUGUACUGGAGCCAGAGGGGACAGUGGAGAUCAAAUUCCGGAAGAAAGACCUGGUGAAAACAAUGCGGCGAGUUGACCCUGUGUACAUGAGCUUGGCUGAGCGUUUGGGCACCCCAGAACUGAGCCCAGGUGAACGUAAGGAACUGGAAACAAAAUUGAAAGAGAGGGAAGAAUUUUUAUUACCCAUAUACCACCAGGUUGCUGUGAGGUUUGCUGACCUUCAUGACACACCAGGCCGCAUGCAAGAGAAAGGGGUCAUCACGGAUAUCUUGGAUUGGCCGACAUCACGCACAUUCUUCUACUGGCGUCUCCGCAGACUGCUCCUAGAGGACACAGUAAAGAAGAAGAUCCUGGCUGCAAACCCAGAGCUGACCGAUGGACAAAUUCAGGCAAUGCUGAGGCGCUGGUUCGUUGAGGCUGAGGGAGCUGUGAAGGCUUAUCUAUGGGAUGACAAUAAGGAUGUAGUUGAAUGGUUGGAGAAACAACUAUUGGAGGAGGAAGGAGCUCGCUCAGUCAUUGAUGAGAACAUCAAGUACAUCUGCCGAGAUUAUAUUCUCAAACAGAUCCGAAGUCUGGUGCAGGCCAAUCCUGAAGUUGCCAUGGAUUCUAUUGUUCACAUGACUCAACACAUCUCACCCACUCAGAGAGCUGAAAUUGUCCGUAUUUUGUCAUCAAUGGAUGCCCCUGCUUCAACAUAAGGGGGACACAAACUGGAUUCUGCAGGGAGCUGACCGUGCAGGUAGCAGCUAGUGCUCCUAUCUUAACAUGUAUACUGAUGAGGGUAUUAGAAAUUAUGGAGCGUGAUCCUCAAGCACAGAAAUACAGAUGCAAGACACUGGCCCACAGUUGGAAUUGUAACAAUUUACAACCUGGUAUUUGAAAUAUAAGAAAUGGAUAAACUGAAUUUAACCAGAUAUAGAUUGUGAUGUGAUAUAUAUGUAUAAUCUGGCACUGAAUUGCAUCCUGAACUCUGAUGUCUUCAUAAAUGGCAGUGAAGAUGCCUUAAAGAUCGGUGCUCGUACUUGCUGGUCCAUACAAUUUCUAUUCAGUUGCCAGUAAUUAAAUCUAUACACUACAGUUCUCAGUUCCUUUACAGGCAUAAAUUGACAGCACAUCUCAUGAAGGCCAUGUAGUACAUUGUGGUUUGCAGUGCUAGUUAAUUGAGCAAUCGAUGUAGGGUUGUUUGUGGAAACAUUUUAACAUUUCUUUUUGUAAUCAACUAACUUUCCCAUCCUGAAUUGCUGCUGUUAAGGGGAGUAAAACUGGAGCGGACCGAAAAGAAUAAUUAAACAGCCUAGUGAAAAUUACACCCCGCACACCCAUUCAUUUCAAACACUCCCAUUCUCUGCCAAAUGAAUUUGCUAUUGACUUAAAAAUCUCUGGUGCACACAGGAGGUGUCCAUUAUGUUAAAUCCUGUAAUUUAAUUAAUGAACCAGUGUAUAUACCAGAAAAGUAAAUGAUUUGAGAUUUUUGCUUGUUCCCAACUAUAUGAUAAAAAUUGAUUUUUCAUUGGUGCACACUGUUAAUUGACAUGCAGAUCCUAAUGAUCCGUAUGUUGCUGGGCCAGUUUCUGUUUUGACUAUUUUAAUCUGACUUGUUGGGUUAAAAAAAAUUACAAGUUCUGUAUUUUCACUAAGAGCCUGUAAUAAUUGUCAAAACUGACAACAAAAGUUAUGAAAUGUCAGAGGAAAUCUAAGAAAGAAGUGUCUGCAGUUUGAAUGUAUAAGGAUGAAGAUAUGAGGAGGAAUAUUUUAACAGGCAGAGAAAAUGUUAUUCAGCACUAAGAAACUGAAGUAGCAACUUGGAUCUUAACCCUUUCCUCCACAUUAUCCUAAAAGACUUAAAGGAAGAAGCAAUGUAUUAAGAAUCAGUCCAAAAUAAUUUGUGGCUUGAAAUCAAUUCUCACCAAUUGUAAUAUGUCAAGAAAAGGUGCUUGCCGUCACAGCAAAUUUUUGAUUAGUCUGGCAAUGCCUGGCUGUGGAAAACAAGAAUGUACAUUUAUAAAGGUCUAAAAAUUUAGUUUACACAUGUCUAGAUAACCAGAUACCAGAUCUGGAUGGGUCAUGUCAAGAUCUGCCAUAUAAUCUAAUAACAAGGUUUUUGAUUAGUGUUUAGAAGAAUGUUGGAUGGAGUGACUAAUUGAUAUGUUGCUCAAGUUUGGCCAGUAAUUUUGAAUUUUUGCACCCCUUUUCCCACAGCUGCUAUUUUAACUUGUCUGCCUUUAAAACUGGUAUAACUGCACAAACUACUUGUAUUACUGUUUCAAGCUGCUGAAGGCCAGUUGAAUGUUUAUCAAAGGCAGCAAUGUAGCAACAGAUGGAGUCUAGGUUCAGUGCUCCCAACUUCCUGAUCUUACCUAACUCAUUUCUACACAAGACAGACACAAAUGUAACAGAGUCGUGGAUGGCUGAGAGAGGAUUGAGGGUAUAAAAGUGAAAGAUUUGUCUUUAUGUGUAGUUCCUUACCUCUCAGUUCAGAGUGCUGUUGAAGUGUGAAUCAACUGUAGGAUUUGUGGGAUUGAGAGAUUGGAGACAGAGAUCCAUGCCUUAACUAAACAAAAUGAAGGUUCAAAUUUAUGGAGUCUUUAAACAUUUUAAGCCUUAGCACAAAGUAAAAUGGCAGGUCAGACUGAAACAUGCAAUCUCUGUCUUAAACAAACACAUUUCAGAGUAAAAUUCCAAUUUUGGCAGCUAAAAUGGGCUGUUCUGACCUCCAUUUAAAAGACUGUCCAUUGGUAUCUUAUUUGAUGCUUUGACUCUGAGGACCAGAUCUUUUCUGAAUAAAAUCAGAAACUUAUUUGUCGAGAAAGGGCUUAUAAUUUUGAUGCACCUGGUGUUUACAGAAGAACUUCCCAAAUAUUAUUACAGGUCAAAUGAGUGCAAACAGCUAACUGUAACUAACACAGGGACCAUAUCUCUUGACACCUGUGGAAUACAGUCCCAUCAUUUUAAGUACAAGUGGCAUCUGUUCAAUUCUAGACAGCUUCAUAAUAAAUUAUUUUAGAGCAUUUUAUUUGCUUUACUGUAUCCUCAAAGGAUCUUUUGCUUGGACUUUGAUUUACUUUAAAAAUAUGAUUAGUUACAAUGCAUAUAGUUUUUUGUAUAUGCAUUUGUCAUGUCCCCACUGAUUAACUUAUGAUUAGGUUUAUAUAGCAUUUUCAAUGCCACAUGCGUGCUGUUGGUAGAAUUUGUGUUUGAAACUUCUUAGUGCCAGCAGUUUCUAAAGUCCAUCACUUCUCUUCAGCAGGGCUUGCUGCAUGGAUAUGUCUGAAUUCAAGUGCUACAUGUAGAAUCCACUGGUCUUAGUACAGGUGACAUUGUGGAGAAAAAGAUAGGCACUGCAAUUAUUUAAGUCAUCAAAUUAGUUUGACGUUUGUGAUAUAACUGGAGUUACUGUGCCUGAGUAGAAAGCACAAUUGAAAUGUUCACUCUUUGCUUGUCCUUGUAGUGCAGUGAUUGCCCAUGGUAAGACUGUGAUUGUGUCUAAUCGAUUACUGUGUCAGAAAACUGUGGUAUGUGGAAUUUCAUUUACAAUUGAACUAUGAUAAAUCACUGUAGAUGAUAUAGGUGUGAUGAUGUGACAAACGGAAACAGUCUGUGGUUUACAGGAAAAUGAUACAGUAUCUAAACAAUUUAGAAACUCUUCAGCUACUGCAGUUCACAGCCCCACCUGUAAUGAGCAAAGAACUCUGCAAUAUCAACAACUGACUUUUACUGUAUAAUUGGUUUAAGUCCAGAACACACGCUUUAAAGUUUGGGUACAUGAUCAGAUACAACAUUUGUGUAAAUUCUAAAUAGCACUGCCCAGUUUAUACUUCUGCUUUAUUAUUUUCUAGUGAUAAUGGCCAUAUUUCAACCAAGUAUCCAAGCAGCUCAUUCAUAAGCAUUCAGACUGUCCUAGAAUUUCAGAUGUGUAAUGAUAAAAGAUUAAAGUGAGCAAUUUGGAGUGAAAUUCCUUUGAUCAGAAAUGGGAGGGGGGUACUGCUUCUGCACUUAAGGCCUUGCAAACUCAUAUUAUCAAAAAUUGCACAAUUCAUUCUUACGUUGCUGCUGAAAUCUUACUAAGCAUAGAGAAAAAUAUUCAUUCUCCCAUGUAUCCUUAAAAGGAAACAUAUCCACACCACAUAAGCAAAGGAAUCAUGUAAGCUGUCGAACAAGUAAUGGAAUAUAUUUGUUACAAUUGAAAGAGGUUUGUUGUAUUGAAGCAAUGGGUCAACAGUUUUCAGCCAAAGAAUCCUGAAAUGCUGCAGUCUGUUGGUGGAACAAUAAAAUUGACAGUUUAUUUAUUUCAUACUUUUUUAAACAAGUUUAUUUUUAACAUGAAAGCCAGGAGCCUAACUUUGUUAGAUAUGAGUUUGUAAAAUAAAAAUCUGUGAAUAAAUACUCUCAAAUCUUCACCCUGACUAUUUCAUGUGCUCUUUUGAAGAGCCAGGCACAGGCUUGAUAGGCUGAAGGACCUCUUAUGCAUUUCAGUGUCUUCACUUGUCCUCUGAUCUUUCUGUAACGGUGAGAGGAGACAGUAUUUUUCAUGUGGGAUUCCACAGUACUGUCACUGCUUAGGGAAGUAUUGACUACCUAACCCCACCCACCUUCCUUGCCUCAAACUUUAUUUAUACAGUUUGGUGAUUUCAGCCAGGUUAAUACUGAGACUACUGUUACAGGCUUCUUUACUAGUGAAAGGGAAAUUAGCUAGACUUCUCAUUAUUGCUUACUAUCCAGUGAUCCUUGGUGGACAUUGUAUUUGUUGUGAAUAGCCACUGGGGUGAGGAGCCAGUGACCACAGGCUAUGUACCUUUCUGGAAGAGAGAAUAAAAAUUUGGGUUUGAAAGCAACUCUAAAUUUUGACACAUAAAUCACCAUAGAGGGGGAGAAAGCAGCAAAUUAGUCCCAUUACAAUGUAAAGAGAAUUUUGUGCUCUGUCAAAGCUGAGGAUCAAAGUAGUAAUGUUUUCUAAUUUAAGGCUUUUGUAACUUCUUCAAUCUCGAGAGUAUUGAAAAGAUCAAAAAUAAAAAAAAUAAAUUGA
This is a messenger RNA of Stegostoma tigrinum, 11572 nucleotides long. RefSeq names its product acetyl-CoA carboxylase alpha (gene acaca). NCBI's taxonomy places the organism in Eukaryota, Metazoa, Chordata, Chondrichthyes, Orectolobiformes, Stegostomatidae. Gene Ontology annotation, molecular function: acetyl-CoA carboxylase activity; metal ion binding; ATP binding. Gene Ontology annotation, biological process: fatty acid biosynthetic process. Bases 198 to 7247 code for a protein of 2349 amino acids. The record is from RefSeq and is a predicted model, not a curated record. The transcript has 55 exons.